GGACGUCACGGCAGUUGGCGGGUGUCAGCUGAUUUGCUGCAGCGGCGGCGGCGGCGGUGCAGGCGGCAACGGGCGCCUCGUAGCCGCGCUAGCGAGGCGGAGGCUGGGCUGGGGUUCCAGCCCGAAGUUUCCGCGCCCGGGUUUGCCCACCCGGCGUCCCUCCCGGAUACAUCCUCGCCUGGUCCUGUUGGCCGGAGGGACGGGAUAUAGCCAGGCACACGAUGAAGCUGUGACAGGUUUGCCAGCAGGAUGGCAGCAAACAGCCUGGUUCUGCCCAUCGUCCUCUGGGGGCGCAGAGCCCCGACGCACUGCAUCUCAGCCGUGCUGCUGACGGACGACGGGGCCACCAUCGUGACUGGGUGCCAUGACGGGCAGAUAUGUCUCUGGGACCUUUCCGUAGACUUGGACGUGAAUCCCCGAGCGCUGCUGUUCGGUCACACGGCGUCCAUCACCUGUCUGUCUAAAGCGUGUGCGUCUGGUGACAGACAGUAUAUUGUGAGUGCAUCUGAGAGUGGGGAGAUGUGUCUCUGGGACGUGAGUGAUGGCAGAUGUAUUGAAUUUACAAAAUUAGCUUGCACACAUACUGGCAUACAGUUCUACCAGUUCUCUGUUGGAAAUCAGAGAGAAGGAAGGCUUCUGUGCCAUGGUCAUUAUCCUGAAAUCCUUGUGGUGGAUGCCACCAGCCUUGAAGUGUUGUACUCCUUAGUCUCAAAGAUCUCUCCAGACUGGAUCAGCUCUAUGAGUAUUAUUCGAUCCCACCGAACACAAGAGGACACCGUGGUGGCACUCUCAGUGACGGGCAUCCUGAAGGUGUGGAUCGUCACCUCGGAAAUCAGCGACCUGCAGGAUACUGAGCCAAUAUUUGAGGAGGAAUCCAAACCAAUUUACUGUCAGAAUUGCCAAAGCAUCUCUUUCUGUGCGUUCACACAAAGGUCACUUUUGGUGGUGUGCUCCAAGUAUUGGAGGGUAUUUGAUGCUGGAGACUACUCCCUGUUAUGCUCCGGUCCGAGUGAAAAUGGGCAGACGUGGACGGGAGGUGACUUUGUCUCAGCCGAUAAAGUCAUCAUCUGGACUGAAAAUGGGCAGAGUUACAUUUACAAGCUACCUGCCAGUUGCCUUCCAGCUAGUGAUUCAUUCCGCAGCGAUGUGGGGAAAGCGGUUGAAAGUUUAAUUCCUCCAGUGCAGCACAGCCUCUUGGACCGAAGAGAUAAAGAGUUGCUAAUUUGUCCUCCUGUGACUCGCUUCUUCUAUGGAUGCAAAGAAUACUUCCACAAACUAUUAAUUCAGGGUGAUUCUUCUGGAAGAUUGAAUAUUUGGAACAUAUCAGACACACCUGAUAAACCGGAAGGGCGGGAAAUGACCACAUCUAUUAGUUUGCAAGAGGCAUUUGAUAACCUGAACCCGUGUCCUGCUGGAAUUAUAGAUCAGCUGAGCGUGAUCCCCAACAGUAGCGAACCUCUUAAGGUGACGGCGAGUGUGUACAUACCAGCGCACGGACGGCUCGUCUGUGGCCGUGAAGACGGAAGCAUCGUCAUCGUCCCCGCCACGCAGACGGCCAUAGUGCAGCUUCUGCAGGGCGAGCACAUGCUCCGCAGAGGUUGGCCACCUCACAGGACACUCCGUGGUCAUCGGAACAAAGUCACAUGUUUGCUGUACCCUCAUCAGGUCUCAGCCCGUUAUGAUCAAAGAUAUCUCAUAUCUGGAGGCGUGGAUUUCUCGGUCAUAAUUUGGGACAUAUUUUCUGGAGAAAUGAAGCAUAUCUUCUGUGUCCAUGGUGGUGAGAUAACUCAGCUUCUAGUUCCACCUGAAACCUGUAGUGCAAGAGUGCAGCACUGCAUCUGUUCUGUAGCCAGUGACCACUCAGUCGGACUUCUAAGUUUGCGAGAGAAAAAGUGCAUCAUGCUGGCGUCUCGUCAUCUUUUCCCCAUUCAAGUAAUCAAGUGGAGGCCUUCUGAUGAUUACCUAGUAGUGGGAUGUUCAGACGGCUCUGUGUAUGUCUGGCAAAUGGAUACUGGAGCGCUGGACCGGUGUGUGAUGGGGAUCACGGCUGUGGAGAUCCUGAACGCUUGUGAUGAAGCAGCCCCUGCUGCUGUUGACUCACUGAGUCACCCAGCGAUCAACCUCAAACAAGCCAUGACGCGCCGCAGCCUUGCUGCGCUGAAGAACAUGGCCCAUCACAAGCUGCAGACUCUGGCCACUAACCUCCUGGCUUCUGAGGCAUCCGACAAAGGAAAUUUACCUAAAUAUUCUCAUAACUCCCUGAUGGUUCAAGCAAUAAAGACAAACCUAACAGACCCGGACAUACACGUGCUCUUCUUUGAUGUGGAAGCGCUGAUUAUUCAACUCUUGACUGAAGAAGCCUCUAGGCCGAAUACGACGCUUAUUUCCCCAGAGAAUCUGCAGAAAGCAUCUGGCAGUUCAGACAAAGGGGGCUCUUUUCUAACCGGAAAACGAGCAGCAGUCCUCUUCCAACAAGUGAAGGAAACCAUCAAAGAGAACAUAAAGGAGCACCUCCUGGAUGACGAAGACGAGGAUGAAGAGGCGGUGCGACAGAGGCGAGAGGACGGUGACCCUGAGUAUCGGGCCAGCAAGUCCAAGCCGCUGACCCUGUUGGAGUAUAACCUGACGAUGGACACCGCGAAGUUGUUCAUGUCCUGCCUCCACGCCUGGGGUUUGAAUGAGGUCCUGGACGAAGUGUGUCUCGACCGCCUGGGGAUGCUGAAACCCCACUGCACGGUGUCGUUUGGCCUCUUGUCGCGAGGAGGUCACAUGUCCCUGAUGCUUCCCGGUUAUAACCAGGCAUCCGGUAAACUGUCCCGCGGGAAAGCCCAAGUGGGAAGGAAGCUGGCGGCCACCGAGGGUGUCGGGAAGGGGACCUACGGCUUGUCCCGGGCUGUCACCACGCAGCAUCUGCUGUCUGUCAUAUCUUUGGCAAACACCUUGAUGAGUAUGACCAAUGCAACUUUUAUUGGUGAUCACAUGAAGAAGGGCCCUACCAGGCCACCUAGACCAAGCACCCCAGACCUUUCCAAGGCAAGGGGUUCCCCUCCAACUACCAGUCAUACUGUGCAAGGACAGAUUAAACAAGUGGCUGCACCUGUCGUUUCCGCUCGGUCUGAGGCUGAUCAGUCUGGCUCUGACCCUGCUUCCACUCCUGCUUUACAUACCUGUUUCUUAGUAAAUGAAGGAUGGAGUCAGUUGGCCGCCAUGCACUGUGUUAUGCUGCCAGACCUGCUGGGAUUGGACAAGUUUAGGCCCCCGCUUCUAGAGAUGCUGGCUCGGAGAUGGCAAGAUCGAUGCUUGGAGGUCAGAGAAGCUGCACAGGCUCUGCUGCUAGCCGAACUGAGAAGAAUUGAGCAGGCGGGACGGAAGGAGGCCAUUGACACCUGGGCUCCUUACUUACCUCAGUACAUGGACCACGUCAUAUCACCGGGAGUCUCAGCAGAAGCCCUGCAGACCCUCACCACUGCUCCUGAUGCCUGCGGCCCAGAAGCCAAAGUCCAAGAGGAGGAGCACGACCUUGUGGAUGAUGACAUCACCGCUGGUUGCUUAUCAAGUGUCCCACAAAUGAAAAAAAUUUCCACAUCUUAUGAGGAAAGACGGAAGCAAGCCACUGCUAUUGUUUUACUAGGAGUAAUAGGAGCUGAAUUUGGUGCUGAAAUUGAACCUCCUAAACUGUUGACCAGACCUCGGAGCUCUAGUCAGAUUCCUGAAGGAUUUGGUUUGACUAGUGGUGGAUCCAACUACUCACUGGCCAGACAUACUUGUAAGGCCCUGACAUUUCUUCUGCUGCAGCCGCCAAGCCCUAAGCUUCCUCCACACAGUACCAUCCGCAGAACAGCCAUUGACCUGAUUGGACGUGGUUUCACCGUCUGGGAGCCCUACAUGGAUGUGUCUGCCGUCCUCAUGGGGCUUCUCGAACUUUGUGCUGAUGCUGAGAAACAACUUGCCAACAUCACAACGGGGCUGCCUCUGAGCCCUGCCGCCGACUCCGCCCGCUCGGCCCGGCACGCCCUCUCCCUCAUCGCCACGGCCAGGCCCCCUGCGUUCAUCACCACCAUCGCCAAAGAGGUGCACAGACACACUGCUCUCGCCGCAAACACCCAGUCUCAGCAGAAUAUGCACACUACCACUCUUGCCCGAGCGAAAGGGGAAAUUCUGAGAGUCAUUGAAAUUCUUAUUGAAAAGAUGCCCACAGAUGUCGUGGAUCUUCUUGUAGAGGUUAUGGACAUCAUUAUGUACUGCCUCGAAGGAUCUUUAGUUAAAAAGAAAGGUCUUCAGGAAUGUUUUCCAGCCAUCUGCAGGUUCUACAUGGUCAGCUAUUAUGAGCGGAGUCACCGAAUAGCCGUUGGAGCACGCCACGGAUCAGUGGCCCUGUACGACAUUCGGACUGGAAAAUGUCAGACAAUCCAUGGACACAAGGGACCAAUCACUGCAGUGGCCUUUGCCCCAGAUGGACGCUAUCUUGCCACCUACUCGAACACGGACAGCCACAUUUCUUUCUGGCAGAUGAACACGUCCCUGUUGGGGAGCAUCGGCAUGCUGAACUCGGCACCCCAGCUGCGCUGCAUCAAGACCUACCAGGUGCCCCCGGUGCAGCCCGCCUCCCCCGGCUCGCACAACGCCCUGCGGCUGGCCCGGCUCAUCUGGACGUCCAACCGCAACGUCAUCCUCAUGGCUCACGACGGCAAGGAGCACCGCUUCAUGGUCUAGGGCUGCGGGCCGCGAGCUCCGGCUCCCAGGUCUCCAAGCCCAGAGUCCCCCCUCCCUCGGCGCCCGCCCCCCACCCCGCGCCGGGGUCAUCAGGAGCAGCGGGGUCUGUGUCCUCCCGCCCCCGCCCCCACGGACUGGGGCGGCCCGCGGCCCCACAGGACGGCCGCCCUGUCCCCAGGCUGUCUCUCCCCGCCCCGCCCCACCCCCGCAACCCCGCACCGGGAGGGGCGGCUGGGUCCUGUUGCUCGGUGCGCCGGAAGCCCGAAAAUCAAUAACCACUGUGAUUGCACUGCCAGCCCAGAUCAGCAGUUUCCGAGCGCUGAACCCCACCUCCGAACGCGGUGGGGACCUGGUCAUUCCGACACUGGGUUUUAUGGUUGUGUGGCAGUCCUAAUCAUUGAUACUAUUUUCCUUUGGAUUUCCUAAAAGAUGCUGUCGUUUACCAGAAGGAUUCUGUGUUUACAUGAUCUCUCUCUCUUUUUUUUUUCCUUUCUGGGAGAUUGCUCGGAAAUUACUCAAUCCAAUUUCCUAGGGUUUAGCCACUACCUUCUUUAUUAACACCUAACCAAUUGGAGAUUAAUGAGAAAAUACACACACAGACACACACAGAUUUUCCUGGAGAAUAGUUUCCUGGACACCCAGCCUUCCAAAAUGCUCAUAUCCUGCUCAAGUGAUGCUAUAUUUAGUAGUUAAAAAUCAAAAUCAUCACUACUGACGAUCUAGUUAAUAUAAUCAUCUAGUCACUAGAACUAAUCUCUGAAAUGGACUUUUGUCAUAAAGAAUCGAGUCUGAAAGCAUAGCAUACACCUGGAAAGAAGAUUCUUGUGUCUAUAGCUACAGAUCUUUCUAAGAAAGAGCUUACCCCUUCCUUCCAGAGACUUCACAGACCUGCAGUUCCCAUAUGUCAGCUAUCAUGUAAUAGUUACAAUUCAGCCUUCAAACCACUACUGACCAGUUAAAGGAAAACCAAGACAACAUUUCUUUUAAACAAGUGUCCUAGAAUAUCAUUAACUAUGGCAGAGGCAUUCAGGAGUAUAUAGCCACCCUCAGUAUCUGCGGGGGGUCAGUUCUAGGACCCCCGAGGAUACCGGAGUCCACGUGUACUCAAGUCCCUGGUAUAAAAUGACAGAGGACACGAAGGGCCGGCUCUCUGUACACCUGUGGGGGCUCUCAGCCUAUCUGAAGAAGCACUGCAGUGAGGGUGUUCAUCGCACUUCUAAGGAAACUGUAACUAGGGCAAUUUCUUCUCCUUCUGUCAGAUUAUGCUGGUUCUUUGCUCAUAGUAAUGGGGGAAAAAAUCCAUAAAAUAAAAUUUGGAUGACUUGCUCCUAACAACCUUGAUCUGCAUAUAGUUGGGAAUUUGGCUGGUUGGCUGUUGAUUGGUUAAUCAGGCAAAAUGGUUUAUUAAAUAUAAAAAUAUAAAACAAUUUAUUAAAUUCAGGAAAAAAAAUAUGAAGUUUACAAAGGAACCAAAGUGAUAAAAGGAGCAUCUAAUUAAAAAAAAUCGAGGUUGACAGAGUUCAUAUAAUAUUCAGAAAAGUAUGAUCACAGUCCAGGAACAAAUACAGCUAUUGUUUUACUGAAACAGACUUCUAAAGAACAUGUUAGGAAAUCAAGUCCCCUAGAACACCUCUUUCAUAGCGAUAAGACGUAUGUCAUGUCUAUUGAUGGCAAACCCAUCCCAUACCUUGGUUUUAGACUUUAGGUGUUCUUCAAAGGUGAAUUUAUGCCACAUGCAUGACAUUGUAUUUAUAAAGAUUAUACAUGUAGCUUCCCAGGAAGAAACUAAGAACUGUACAGCGUAGGCGUGGUUUGUGAGUGCGCUCUUGUGUGCGAUAGAGACAGGAAAACCCGAGGAGAUCAUGGGGGGCUCUCAUUUUUCCAGUGACUUUCCCGAGUCUUCAGUGCAAAUACCCAGCCCAUGUUUACCUUAUGAACUGAAAUGAAGAUUAACUUAUUCUAGACUACAAAGCUGCUUUGGAAUGAUGAAGUACAGAUAUACUUUAGAGAUUUUUUGUUUUUUGAAAAAACAAAAUGUUCACUGCGUCAGGAGGAAGGUGUGAGACUUGUGGGCAGGCCACCCCCAAAGAACAGAGCGCACACCCCAUGGAGGUUUGGAAGAAAGCUGUGAGGAGCUGGGCAGUGGGGCUCAGCCCGCCUCACACCCCGGCUGCAGAGACGGCCGUGACUGUUGGCGGGCAGAACCUGGCGGUCGUAGGACGCUGAGGUGGACGGUGGCUGCCGGUUAGACAGUCACCUCUAACUGCUUCACUAGCAUUUGCAUUCUCGUUCCCACACAUCUCUCCCUGACUCUCUGAGCAACCACAGCUGCAGACUUCAUCACAGCACAGACGUCUCAGCACUGAGGUCAGCUUAUAUUGUCAUCCCAGCGUACGCUUCUGGUGUCUUCUUGAUUUUGUUGGCGCUGUACUUGGACCUGCCCUUGUAAACAUAGAGACAUAUGCGUAGCUUCAUUGGAAAUGUCCAAGCUCACGAUGCCGCAUCGUGACACCUGUGUGAAAACGUGAUGCUUGAACUCACUGCGUCCAGCACGUGAAGUAAAACGUCUGCCUCUGGAGAUGCCUCUUGAUGACGCCACUUAACAGAUUCUAAAUGUGCUGACUGUCCCUGUGUACAUAUGUGUGUUAAAAUAAAGCUGAACUGUACCGAAGGUUGUUUUUCUCAUUAAAAAUGUGCAUUCUUUUUAAGCAUUCUCCAUUGAAAUCCUCCCCCUCCCCCACCUUUGGUACUAAAUUAAGCCUUCUAUUUCUGUUUGGUUAUUCAUUUCCCUGGAAAACCAGCUUCCAGAAAGGUGAACAUGUCCACAGAGGAGGCCAGAGCGUGGAGGAGUCCUCCAGGACUGCGGAAGUGACAACCAAACUCUCCUACCAAGACUCCACGGCACCCUCUGUGGCUUGGGCAAGGGAAUUGCAUACGUGUUGCUUUAUCUCCACCCUAAAUUGCUCCUAAAUAAACUGUUAAUUGUACCAAA
This is a messenger RNA of Cervus elaphus (red deer), 7705 nucleotides long. RefSeq names its product WD repeat domain 7 (gene WDR7). Lineage: Eukaryota; Metazoa; Chordata; Mammalia; Artiodactyla; Cervidae. The record is from RefSeq and is a predicted model, not a curated record. The transcript is spliced from 28 exons. Gene Ontology annotation, molecular function: protein binding. Gene Ontology annotation, cellular component: cytoplasm. Bases 250 to 4713 code for a protein of 1487 amino acids.